GCUUAAAUCGAGGUAACGCUGUUAAAUUUGACAUAAAGUUGUAGUGUAGACCAGGCCUCAGAUCUGCUCCCACCUAUCUGGGAAUCAUUUGCUUUACCAACUAAAUCAAUGGUUAGGUCAUACUGAGACCGCUGCUUUCCAUGCUGACCCAUAUUGUCUCAUUGUUUCCUUGUACUGUCUGUCUGUAUCCACCUGUUGUCUCUUGUCUUAUACUUGGAUUGUAAGCUCUCUGUGGCAGGGACUCUUUCUGUUCUGUAUUUGUGCAGUACCCUAGCACAACAUGGUCAGCUCAUAGGCACUAUGGCAAUACAAAUUAGCGGUAGCACCGAAGAGCCAAUGUAGCUACGCUGCCUUGCCAAUGAGGCAAGUCGCAGAAAACAGAGCCGAGCUGCUUUUUGUGGCAAUGGUAUUUGAAAAGUGGCAGUUAUAGUACAUGGUCCCAUAACGUCAAGAUUUCCCCAAGGUAUAGCAAUACUUUUAGACAUUAGUCUUGUUCUCUUGACACCUACAGGUAAAAAAAGCCACCUUAACAAAAUAAUGCUGAGAAUCAAUAGAAGUGUUCCAUAUUUCUGGGAAAUAGUCAUGUUCCAUGCUGAUUGAAACAGAAUUCUGUGAAUAUGAAAGAGCAAGAAAAGCCAUCUCUUAGAACAAAAGGGGGCUCUUGCAGGAAAGUGGGGCAGGCAUGAAUUCUCCAUCAUACCCCAGGAAAGAGCUUCCGCUAGUGCAGAGCUGAAAUCGAUCUGAGAGGGAUACAAAAGCACAUGAUUAACUGAGCUCUCAAAGUGGAAAGAUGGAAGAAUCUUAUGCUACAACUGAUAUUUUAGCAUCUAUAUUAACAAGCUUUUGAUACCAUGAGACACCAGCAUAGAUACAGGUAAUAUUAGAGAAAGUCAGCACUCGUGCCAAAGCAAAUCUCAGUCUUCAACAGAUGAUGUCCUUUCAUUGCUAACCUGGAGCUCCUACCCAACGAACAGAUUCCCACUGCCAUCUGCCUGGGUUGUUUAAUUAGCCAGCAUGAGGCUCCUGCACGUGAGUCACCACCAGCAGAAUGUAUGCAUCACCACCUGACACUUCAAGCUUUAAAAUCUAAAGGAGGAAAGAACCGCCCCCUCCUUCCAUCUGUGGAUCUCACCAAUACAGUGAGCCAGUCAGAAAUCACUGUAGUUAGAGCUCUCCAGGGAGAAUCCAAGUUUUCCCAAGCUGUGUCAAAAAACAAGAGGUCAUAUUGAUGAAUCUCCUGAAAUCAGUUUAAGUGCCCCUCAGGAAUCUUGCCUUCUCCUCAGGCAGAGCAUGGGCUGAUGCUUCUCUACUCUCCACAUACCUACUUCCUGAAAUCUUGGCAAUUACCAACAGUGCAAAACCCAGUUUCUGACGUGGCUGACUCAGCAAGGGCUUGGCAAAACAAACACAUACGCACAAGGAAUCAGAGCCUGGGAAGCAGUGACAAGAGACAGAUGACGAGAGGUGGAAGAGAGCAGAAGAGAACGAGGCACUGUAGGAUUUACCAGCUGCUUUCAAACCAGCAGAAUCUUGCCUUGAGCUGCUGAUUGCGACACACAAGUACAUUGUCUAGGGUGGUGGUCGUGGUUCUCAUUACUGAAUUCUGCUGUCUCCCCUCUGCCUGCAGAACUGAGCUGCUGCUCCACCACAGAGAGCUGUGGCUCUUUGUUGAACUCGAGACUGGAGUCCAGUGGCCUCCUACACAGUGCAGUGAACAACUCCCCUCCUUUUGCUGCCUAGCAUGGAUACUUGGCGGAGAGGAUCCAUUAAAUCCACAACGUUCUUCAAGCGUCUUUCGUUCAGGAGGCAUAAAAAGCUGGGUAAUCAAGUCAUUAUUUUGAAUCAGAACAGCCAGACAGUUGAGAACAAUGGACAGUACAAGAGGGAACCACUAAGAGACCUGAAGGAUAAAUCAGAGUACCUGUUAUGUAAGAGUGAGCAAAAUCUAGCUCAGGCACAGGCACCUCCUAAGCCACCCCGGCUGUAUCUGGACAGUUCCAGCUGCCCCAACAUAAUUGACCACACGGAGUCUCACUCGACUGCCAUCUCCUUUUCCAGUGUCUCCCCUCAGUACCAUAAGGCGACGCAAACACACGGUACUAACUCCUACACAGUCCAGGCUACAGACUGUGGGACCUCUGAAACAGGCUCUGAUCCCUUCCUUUCCUUCAAAGUGGACUUGGGGCUAUCACUCCUUGAGGAUGUUCUGCAGACUCUCAGGAAACAGAAUCCAAGAGAUUACGCAGCUUGAAAGUGUUUAUCAUUUAAGUUAUUGAGUUAAUUAUCAGCAUUAGUAGUUUCCUUAGCCCUCACAGAAGAAGAGGAAACACUGGAGUGUCCCUACCCUGGAGUGCCUGUCUCAUUGUCCGGUCUUGCCCACCAUAAGCUGUUCUUGUCCAGGCUCCCUUCCUAUUGAGCUGUCAGUACACCACUAUGUGAGAGCGACAUGAGAGAAUCUAGUCUGAUGCAUUUCCAUUCUCUACACUGGAUGGGGAAUUCCUCUCUACUGCUGACACUGUACCUCAUCCUGAUGAAAAAAAGGCCACGUUUAGUAACAGAGACCUGUUAUUUUUGGAACACCGCUGUGACUAUAAAACGCAUGGGGAAAAAAGGGGGCACAAAAACAGGAUUCCUGGGUAACUGGACACUUUGGAUGAGAUGGCAGCUCCAAUAUUUCCAAGCCAAGUGCAGCAGAGACAAUGGAUGAUGAUGAUUCAGGAUGUUCCUUUUCCAGUGGGUUUCUGUCCCCCAACUCUGUUAGAUGGGCAUUCCCAUCUACCCUCUAACUGGAAAAAGGUAAGCAGCCGAAAAGGCUCACAAUAUAGCAACAGCGAAUUCUCCAGCCUAUUAGCAAGUGGAACAGUUUCUGUAGAUAUUGCUUCUUAGAGCAUGCUCUGAAUAAUCUGCUGUAAAUAAAUAUAGGUGAGAAUAAAUGUAUCUGUCAUUACAAGACUGUCCUUGCCUCAUUUCACUUUUAUCAAGCCACAACAAUAAAGAUGCCAAGAUCACAGCUCCUUUGAUCUGUAAGGUAAAUAUUCACUGGGGUCCUGUCCUUCUUGGUCCCUCAUCUUUUUAUGACAAGGGUGUUGAGGGCAGUGAGGUUACUGCUUGGCUCCAAUCCCUUCUGCUGCUCCUAGUGGGAAAGGCUAGAAUUGCAGCCACUGGGACAUGCUUCCACCAGGUACUACCACCACUAAUGUCAAUGCUAAGAACACUUGGGGUCAGUCCCUGGCUUUACUAAAGUGAUUCUGCACUAGUACUGUGGUAACAAUUCUUAGCAAUUACUAGUGCUGGGUUAGAAAAUCGUGUCUUUUUCUCUAGGGGUUGCUGAAUAGAGGCAUCUGGUGCAUUUAGCAUUUGGGUGAACCAUGUCUAAGAAGGUGCAGAUGGCUCCUAUCCCACUAGCUUCACAUUAGACCAAGAAAGCAAUAUUAAGUCUUACUGCAACCUUAAAGUAGCUUAGAAAAUGCCCAGGACAAUGCCAGAGAGAAAGCUGCUUUCAGCAACUGUAGGACAACAUUGCUGGAUCCCUGGCUAAUACUAAAGGGGCAGUGCUGGUAAGAAGCUCCCAGAGAAGACCGUACUAGUACUGGUAGGAGAGUGUUGUGAAUAAUUUGCAUGGUGCUGGUGUACUCAACACUGUACAACAGCUGCAGUAUGUCAGACAAAAAGCUCGCUGCCCCAGGAGGCUAUAUUUAGGGCCCUACAAAAUUCACAGCCAUGAAAAACACAUCACGGACCAUGAAAUCUAGUCGCCCCCGUGAAAUUUGGUCUUUGUGUGCAUUCACCCUAUACUAUACAGAUUUCAUGGGGGAGACCAGUGUUUCUCAAAUUGUGGGUCCUGACCAAAAAGG
Messenger RNA from Gopherus evgoodei (Goodes thornscrub tortoise), 3854 nucleotides. It is a transcript of the gene C4H15orf62, whose product is annotated as chromosome 4 C15orf62 homolog. NCBI's taxonomy places the organism in Eukaryota, Metazoa, Chordata, Testudines, Testudinidae. Bases 1742 to 2251 code for a protein of 169 amino acids. The record is from RefSeq and is a predicted model, not a curated record. The transcript has 2 exons.